AUGAAACACGAUUCACCGCUAGCCCUCUGGGCUCUGGCAGGCCUUUUUGGCACUGCCCUAUCGAUCCCGCUCGCGCAGACACCAUACUACGCCUCCCGCUUCCCCCAGCACCCGCAGAACCUUGGGUAUGGCGGCGACUACCCAAAGUACUGGCAGGGCGAGGCCUACAACCCCGAGGUUGCCCCCGGAUACAGCGGCCCCGCUUCUGUCGUUGCUCCCGAGACCGAGAGGAAGGAGCAGCGUCCUUCCUUCACCGAUACCAAGUAUCCGGCUCGUGAGGCCAUCAAACACUACUCCGGUAGUGGCUUCCCUGGAAGCGGCCCAUCAGAGGAUUCUGGCAAUGGCCAGAACAUCAAGAUCACCAAUGACACCCCAAGUGACAAUGACAAGAGCUAUACCCGCAUCACCAAGGGCCCCGGUGUUGGCCUACGCAAGAAGAAGACCACUGGUGCUGCUAAGGCUACCGAGGAUGAAGCCGAGGAGCCCGAGCACCGCUCUGGCGGCCUCGAAGAUAUUGCUGAUCUAGCCACCCCCAAAUUCGACGGCACCAUCCCGUCUGAGGAGCAGGAGGAGCAAGACGGUAACUGGGGCUCCUUCACCUUCGGCGUCGUCAGCGACUCCCUCGUGUACCACGACCCCUACGAGAACCGCCAUGACGAGUUCGAGCGCAAGACUGACGCCCUCUCGAAGAUUGAGAGGAUGAUGGGCAACAGCUUCGUCGGCUCCUCCGACGUCGUCGAUAAGCGUUCUUUGGGAAAGCGUGACUGGCCUGAGCAUAUCCAGGAGAAGGCGCUCAAGAUGAUGGACAGCGCGGCCACCAUGCAGACCAAGGGGCAGAAGACAAUUGACAACGACCCGCAGUCCCAGGCGUCCUUGAAGGGCCAGGAGGUCCCGGCCUCCGAGCCUGCUCAGAAUGCCGGCCCCAAGAACACCUUCCCUGUCGGCCCGAACUCCAAGAAGGCACAGGCCGCACAGGCUCCUCCUCCUCCUCCUCCCCCGCCAGCUCCGGCUGCCCCUGCAGAAAGACAGCUCGGCUCUGGAGGCGGUGGACUCGUCCCCCCGCACAAGGCCGGGAAACUCGCAAAGACCAAGGGGCAGGAUCCCCCUGCUCUUGGUAACCCAACACCUCCCGCUCCCCAGCAGCAGGAGCAGCCGUCCCAGCCUAUGGGCCGCCAGCAGGGAAACAUGCCGAACCAGGGCAGGGGCAAAAACCCACAGAGACCUCAGGGAAGGGGGCCGGGAGCACAGAGGCCCAGGAACAAGGCCCAGGAAAAGCUGAGGUCCCAACAGGAGCAGCCUAACCUCAUGAAGCGUCAGAUUGCUGUACCUGCAGGACCCGGAUAUCCCCCCGGAACAAUGAUCACCCGCAUCACCCGCCCUCCCGCUCCUGCCCCUGGGCCUGCAGCUGCAGUCCCAGCCGCAGCUGCAGCCGCGCAAGCCCAGUCUUGCGGGCCUGCUGAUGGACAAUGCCGCCAGAUCUACGACGGCCAAGUCCAGGCCUUCCCAAUCUCCGCCCAAGAGGCACAGGCCCAGAGGGCUGCUCCCGCCCAGUUCGCCACGGUUCAGCAGGUUGCUCCGGUCCAGCAAGUCGCACAGGUCCAGCGUGUUGCUCCCGCACCCGUCCAGUACAUCGCACCGGUCCCAGUCCCAGCCCCGGCCCCGGCCCCAGUUUACAUUCAGCAGCAGCAGCAGCAGCAAGCCGCCCAGGUCGCUACCAUCCCGGUGACAAGGGAGCAGGUCCAACAAGUCGGCUACAACGCCAUUGUCCACCCCGGUCAGGUCAUCUGCCCCGAGGGCAAGCCGUGCCCGCAUGCCGCAACUGUCUUCGAAGAGAGGGAGAGGACCGUCCUUAAGCCCGUACAGAAGGUGACUGAGGUCGAGGUUACCCGCGAGGCUGUCCGCGCGGUUCCAAAGCUCGAGCCGGUCGAGGUGACCCGCUACGUUGACGUUGAGAAGGAAGUGCAGGUCGAGAAGGUGGUUGAAGUGUGCGAGACCUGUGUUGAGAAGCAAGUCGAGGUCCAGAGGCCGAAGGUCAUUGAAGUCUGCUCUGAGUGCAGGGAGGUCGUUGGUGACUGUAGCUGUCCUGGGGGCGAGGGUCAUCAUGAGAGCUUUAGCAAGUCCGUUUCAAAAGGAGAGGAGACUAUCUCGUAUAAGAGCGACGAGGGAGAUGCGUACCUGGCGGGACCAGUGAGCACUCCGGGAGGCUUGGAGGCAUUCUUCAGACAGAGGAUGCCAGAGCACUUUGACAACUAA
Molecule: messenger RNA, 2253 nt
Organism: Morchella importuna
Lineage: Eukaryota; Fungi; Ascomycota; Pezizomycetes; Pezizales; Morchellaceae
Exons: 3
Coding region: 1-2253 (750 amino acids)
Source: RefSeq, a predicted model, not a curated record